ACGUUAAAGUGAAAGUUAAAGUUGUUCUCUUUGAAUGGAAACAUGGAGACUGAUCUGAUGAGUUGUUUUUAUCUGUUGCUGUUGAUGGUCAUCUGUGACGGGGUCCAUGUCCAUGGUCUGUCUGGUCCUCUCAUUGUCCAGCUGGGAGGCUCAGUGAUGCUGCCCUGCUUUGUAUAGACUUCUCUACCAAUGCAAGAACUGGAAAUAGAGUGGAAAAGAAAUGACUCUGAAACUCUAGUGCACUUGUGGCAGAAUGGAGAGAGUCAUCCGGAGUCUCAGAACCCGAGUUAUCGUGAAAGAGCUCAUUUCUUCAUUGAGGAGAUCGCUCAGGGAAACUUCUCUCUCUUCCUGACGAACGUGACCCGGGAAGACGCAGGAGUUUAUAAGUGUGCUGUUUACACAAACCAUGACUCCUAUGAAACUCUGAUUGAAAUAAAGGAGAUUGAGCGUUUGAUCGUGUCUGGAGCCCACGUCAUAUCUGCGUAUGCGGGUGAAGAUAUCACUCUGAAUUGCUCUGUAGACUCACAUAUCCCAGCGGAAAAUAUAGAAGAGGUCUCAUGGAGGAAAAUGGAUGGAGAGAUCUUAGUGCUGCUCUAUGAACAUGGUGAGGUCCACACAGACUCGUCCCAUGAGAGAUACAUGGACAGAGUGGAAUUGUUCAGCGCUGAAGAAAGAAACAAAGGAAACUUCUCAUUGAGACUGAAGGAUGUCCGAACUGACGAUAAAGGGCUGUAUACAUGUUCAGCAUUCUCUGGGGCAUUCUCAGAUAACACAACUGUGGAAGUGCAGCAGCUGGGUUUUUCCUCUAUGCAGGUUGGAAUUUUUGUUUUAUGUGUACUGGGAUUUGUAUUUGGAUCACUUAUCCUAGGAUACUUCUCUUAUACAUCUUUUAAAAAUAAUGAUGACAGCAGAAGAGCCCUAGCUAUACAGUGGGGACAUGUUUUUUGUCCUAAUAUUACUAUGGUCAUUGUCUUCAUCCUUUGGGGUGUUACUGAUGGGUUUUUGACAGAAGCAGCAACUUGUUCAGCACUGAACGGUGUUCGGAUCCUUUUUCUACUUUGGAUUGCUCUCCACUUGAAAACAUUUGAAGGUUAUCACCGCCAAUUAAUUAACCGCUUGGCAAUUCAACUACAAUAUGCAGUGAUAACUGUUGUUGUUUAUUCACGUGAGUAUCAAACCAUUACACCAUUACCAUCUGCAGGAUCUUAUUUCACUCUUGUAUAAAGUAAAAAUAUAAGA
Messenger RNA from Ictalurus furcatus (blue catfish), 1239 nucleotides. Its product is annotated as CD276 antigen homolog. Gene Ontology annotation, biological process: cell surface receptor signaling pathway; negative regulation of T cell proliferation; positive regulation of T cell proliferation. The transcript is spliced from 7 exons. The coding region runs from base 190 to 1224 and encodes 344 amino acids. Gene Ontology annotation, cellular component: external side of plasma membrane. Lineage: Eukaryota; Metazoa; Chordata; Actinopteri; Siluriformes; Ictaluridae. The record is from RefSeq and is a predicted model, not a curated record.